AAGUGGUGAGUGUGUUAGACCAUUCGGGCCCCGUGCACGGCUGACUUCUCUCCUGGUGUCCCUGCUCUGCAAAGCUGAAGACUUUGAAGAUGAGGGUGUGGGUAGUCUUCCUCCUGUGCCUGGCCGGCCGCGCCUUCGCUGCCCCUGCCGAGGAGGAGUACUUCCUGGAGGAGCUGGUCACUGAGGAGCCAGUUGUGGAGGAGCCUGAGGUGGGAGCCAACCCGGUGCAGGUGGAGGUUGGAGAGUUUGACGAGGCCAUUGAUAUUAUUGAGGACGUUGAUGCUGAAAAUGCUUGUGUCAACUAUCCCUGCAAGAAGGGUAAAGUGUGUGAGGUGGAUGAGGGGAACACCCCCAUGUGUGUGUGCCAGGACCCCUCCACCUGCCCCGCAGCCGAGGGAGAGUUUGAGCAUAUCUGCGGCACUGACAACAAGACCUACGACACCUCCUGCCACUUCUUUGCCACCAAAUGCACCCUGGAGGGAACCAAGAAGGGCUACAAGCUGCACCUGGACUACAUCGGGCCCUGCAAACUCAUCGAGCCCUGCAUGGACAACGAGCUGAACGAGUUCCCCAUGAGGAUGAGGGACUGGCUGAAGAACGUUCUGGUGACUCUGUACGAGCGCGACGAGGACAACAACCUGCUGACCGAGAAGCAGAAGCUCAGGGUGAAGAAGAUCUACGAGAACGAGAAGAGGCUGGGCGCCGGCGAUCACUCCCUGGACCUGCUGGCCCACGACUUCGAGAAGAACUACAACAUGUACAUCUUCCCCGUCCACUGGCAGUUCGGACAGCUCGACCAGCACCCCGUUGACGGAUACCUGACCCACUCCGAGCUCGCCCCCCUGCGCGCUCCUCUCAUUCCCAUGGAGCAUUGCACCACCCGCUUCUUCGAAACCUGCGACGCCGAUGCCGACAAAUACAUCGCCCUGGAUGAGUGGGCCGCCUGCUUCGGCGUCAAAGAGCAGGACGUGGACAAAGACCUCGUCAUCUAAGCUCCUCUAACAAGAUGCAGCCGUGCGGCAGAAAACUGCAGUCGCUACUAACCGGACAAGGUGCUGACCAACCAGAAGUUUAAAUAAAAUGAGAGUAAAAGGUGCUAAUUGCUAAUUCUUGUUUCCAGUUUAUCUUUAAAUAUGGAUCUUUCCUGCCUAUACCACUAAAAAAUAUUCCAAAAGAGAAACGUGCACAGUUUGUACUAACCAUGAAAACACGAGUUGUUUUAAAUAAAACACCUUGCAAAGAAAAAAACUAAAGAACCUCUGAUGUAAAUUUACAUUGUUGACAAUAUUAUAUGGUGUCUAUGCUAUGAUGUGUUCAGGGCUGUUUUUUUUUAUUGGAUCAGUUUGAAACAUUGUCCCUCCGGAGGAUCAAACUGUAAAGUGGAAAAUAAAGUUUCUAAAUAAACGCUCCCUCUGCUUGCUUUCUACAAAA
Messenger RNA from Nematolebias whitei (Rio pearlfish), 1431 nucleotides. It is a transcript of the gene sparc, whose product is annotated as secreted protein, acidic, cysteine-rich (osteonectin). Gene Ontology annotation, molecular function: protein binding; calcium ion binding; collagen binding. The transcript has 10 exons. Gene Ontology annotation, biological process: anatomical structure development. The coding region runs from base 90 to 992 and encodes 300 amino acids. The record is from RefSeq and is a predicted model, not a curated record. NCBI's taxonomy places the organism in Eukaryota, Metazoa, Chordata, Actinopteri, Cyprinodontiformes, Rivulidae.